Anguilla anguilla (European eel) is the source of this 3841-nucleotide messenger RNA. RefSeq names its product solute carrier family 25 member 25a (gene slc25a25a). Gene Ontology annotation, cellular component: mitochondrial inner membrane. The record is from RefSeq and is a predicted model, not a curated record. Gene Ontology annotation, molecular function: calcium ion binding; ATP transmembrane transporter activity. The coding region runs from base 92 to 1489 and encodes 465 amino acids. Gene Ontology annotation, biological process: transmembrane transport. NCBI's taxonomy places the organism in Eukaryota, Metazoa, Chordata, Actinopteri, Anguilliformes, Anguillidae. The transcript is spliced from 10 exons.
UAACCGGCAUUUCAGUUUCGUACCGCGGCAAGGAGCGGAAUAGUCUAUUUCAGUUAUUUAUUUAUUUAUUUGUAUUUAAGAAACCGUGAAAAUGUUGUGCCUGUGCCUAUACGUGCCCAACUCUGAUCAAACCGAGUUCGAGUAUUUUGAGUCAAACGGACUACCAUCUGAAUUAAAAUCCCUCUUCAAAUUGAGUUUAUUUCUUCCCUCUCAAGAAUUUUCAACCUAUCGAAAGUGGCGAAAGAAAAGCGUAAAAGCCGAAGAGAAGGACCUUGAUGGGCAGCUGGACUUUGAAGAGCUCGUCCACUACCUGCGAGCUCACGAAAAGAAACUGCGGCUUGUCUUCAAGAGCCAGGACGAGAAGGACAAUGGGCGAGUGGAUACACAGGAGAUCAUGCAGUCACUGCGGGACCUUGGAGUGCACAUUUCAGAGAGGCAGGCACAGAGGAUAUUAAAAAGCAUGGAGAAGAACGGAACGAUGACAAUCGACUGGAACGAGUGGAGAGAUUACCAGAUGUUGCACCCCGCCGACAAUAUACCUGAGAUCAUCUUGUACUGGAAGCACUCCACGAUAUUUGACAUUGGUGAGAAUUUGAUGGUUCCUGAUGAGUUCACGGCGCAAGAAAAGAUGAUGGGGAUGUGGUGGCGACACCUGGUAGCGGGAGGUGGAGCUGGCGCUGUGUCUCGGACCUUCACGGCGCCACUUGACCGACUCAAAGUGCUCAUGCAGGUGCAUGGGUCUCAUGGCUGCAAAAUGAGCAUUGUGGGAGGACUGACCCAGAUGAUUCAAGAAGGUGGGAUGAGGUCUCUGUGGCGAGGAAAUGGCAUCAACAUCCUUAAAAUUGCACCAGAGUCCGCCAUCAAGUUCAUGGCCUACGAACAGAUCAAACGGUUGAUUGGCAGCAAACCAGAGACACUAGGGAUAGCGGAGAGGUUUUUGGCUGGCUCUCUGGCAGGAGUCAUUGCACAAAGCAGCAUCUACCCAAUGGAGGUCCUGAAGACCCGGCUGGCCCUGAGAAAGACCGGGCAGUACUCCGGCAUCGCCGACUGCGCCAAGCAGAUCUGUCAGAAGGAGGGGCUGGGCGCUUUUUACAAGGGCUACGUUCCCAACAUGCUGGGCAUCAUCCCCUACGCGGGCAUCGAUCUGGCCGUGUACGAGACACUGAAGAACUCGUGGCUGCAGAACUACGCCACCGAUAGCGCGGAUCCUGGCGUGUUUGUCCUACUGGCCUGCGGCGCAGUCUCCAGCACCUGCGGUCAGCUGGCCUCCUACCCUUUGGCUCUGAUCCGGACCCGGAUGCAGGCACAAGCCACUGUAGGCGGAGGGCCCCAGAUGACCAUGUCUGGCCUCUUCAAGCAUAUCGUCAGGACAGAGGGGGCCUCGGGGCUCUACAGGGGCCUGGCCCCAAACUUCAUGAAGGUCAUUCCUGCUGUCAGCAUCAGCUACGUGGUGUAUGAGCACGCGAAGAGGACGCUUGGUGUUCGGUGAUGGGGGUGUGCACAACCGCUGGAAGCUUCAACUGGACUUGGGGUGGGGGGGUGGACUACAUUGUGGCCUAAGGGGGCCCCAUGGCAAGGGGUGGGGGGGGCUGAGGAUCUGUGGUGCUGUUGGAGGUUUGCACAACCGUCUCAUUCUGUGAAUGUCGGCCGGUGAAGUAAGUUUAACACUAGAAAAUUUAAAAGCUGCUGAUGGGCUGUUGACCCUCUGAACUGUGACAAAGGGGGGAGGCUUCUUUUAUAAUAUUAAUGAUAGUAAUUAUUGCCAUUUGUCUAUUUGAUUUGUUUUAAUAAUCACAAGAGGACACCGUGAGAUGAGCUGCGGUUGUCUUGUAGUAACUGCUAUCUCGAAUGAAUGAGUAAACCGAUGUGUCUCGUCAAUAUAUGCAGGGUUUCUGCUGCCUUCGGUCUAGAAGGGGAGUCAGUCACGCCCUAAUUAGGGACCAAUAAUCUGUCUUGUCACUUGUGCAUUGGGGUACAUAUGUGACCUGUCUAUUCUUGUCUGUGUUUGCAAGAGGGAUGCUUGUUGUCAAGCUCAACAAUUAAAGGGACUUGCCUCAGUGUUUCAUGGCAGUAGGGUGGUGCCUCCCAGUCCGUCUGCCUCUGAAGAAAACUCUAAACCAAAUGCAAUCCAAAGUGUUGUUUGACGCUUUUGUAAAUCCAACGAGCACCUCCUUUUUUAUUUUGAUGUGUUCCCUUUUUAAUGCUUAACACUCACAUUCUGAUUUGUUUCGGUGGCUAAAUUAUAUCUUUUUUUUUUUUUUUAAGAUUCUUACCCACUGCAACGAUUGGAACAGGUUAUUUUUAACCCUGUCAGAAAACAUCAGAAUAAUGUGGUGGGGCAAGAAGAGGGAAUGAAAGAAAUUUAAUUGUGCUGCUAUUUUUAAAUACAUGAUUCAUAUGGUAUUGUAGAACAAAUGAAAAAGUUGAUUUUGUGCAGUGUUGAUGUGUUUGACAUAUUUAUUUGUUUUCUCUCAGGAGAUAAAUGUAGAAUGUGUGUUGUCAAAGUUCUGUUCUGGAGCACAGAUUUAGCUGGUCCCUUUUGAAUGUGUUUAAACGGUUCUUUACUAAGCUUAAUUUCUCUCUCAGAGUAGCAUUGAAGUACUUGAGUCAGGAGGCCGUGGUGCCAGAAGAGUUCCCGUUGAACCCCACCAGAUUAGAUUUUUCUUUACCUCCCCCAUGCAUGCCAUUACACUUGGCCACUCCCUGACUCCUAUGGGUAUUUUCACUGCAUUGAGAAAGGUGCACCACAGUGCCUUUCAUUUAUACUUCCAAAUUGUUAGAUGCGUAGAGGACACUUGAGCACUUUAUCUGCUUUAACCGCCCAAUUGUUUGCACACAAAAAAUUGAAUAAAAGCAGGCUUUAAUCACAUGGGUGAUUAAAUUACAUAAUUGGGAACUGAAGUUCUAAUGCAUAAAUACAUUUUAUUAGGGGAGGGAGGGAGUGGCAGGGGAGCAGUGUUCUGUCUUCAAGAAAUACUGGCUUUUGACCCUUUGUUCUGUGAUAAGUGGGAUACAGUGUGUACUCAUUUGGAAAGUGGGACUUGAGUAUUAAUCUGGGCUGUUCCCUAACACAAUGCAAGAUGUCAGGUAGUUUAGUUUACUUGACCGCAUACGUCCCAAGCUGGAAAUAUGAGUGUACUAGAGUUGGUUUGGUGUCAAAGUUUUUUUUCUGUUCCCACAGGGAAAGUGUAAUUUCUUGUACUAAAAAUGGGGGGAGGGUGUAAAUGUAUUCUUUGAUAGCCCAGACCCACCGCUCCCACCCCCUGUUAAGGCAGCACCUUUUCUCCUUUUCCUGCUUAUCUUGAAGCCAUGUGGGUUUUUUUGUUUGCCCCAUCUUCAGUACUACUUAAGUAUUUGCGAUGGAUGUUAUGCCAAAAGACAAAAAAGUAGAGUAUUAACGAGAAAGCAGUGCUUUCAGCCUGUAUAAGUGUGUGUGUGUGUGUGUGUGUGUGUGUGUGUACAUGUACAUGUAUACUGGCAAACUGUCUUUCCUUGAUCUGAUUUUUGCACAUUGUUCUAAAAGCUAACCCAGUAUGAAGACUAAACAUGACUCUAUGCCUUAACAUUUCAUGUUGUCCCUGAGCCUGACUGUGAGCUCACAACAUUGAAUUGCACAAUGUAGUCUUACUGUACAAAGAAUAGUGCAACGAUACAUGUCUUGCGAUAGUAACCUACUCUUCAGACACAUUCAUUGUAUUAAAAUGUUUUUUAUAUCAAGUCUGUAUUUUUGGAGAAAUAUCAAGCAUUUAAAAGGUACCAUGUUUUUGUAGAAUGUGAACUACUGGAAACAAAAGAAUGUAUUUAUAUGAACGUGGGAACAAUAAAAUAUAUUAUAUAAAAA